AGUUGAUAAGUAUAAUUUGACUGACUUUCUAUCUUCAGCCUGUUGCAGUCCGAUAUCAGCCCCCUGCCCCGCGUCAAUUAUGCCGCUGCUUUAGGCAAGGCCACCUGUAAGGAAAUAUAAAAGCUUAUCCAGAACGAACUAGAGUAGAAAUAUAGCAAUAUUAUACAAGGCAACCAUGCCGUGGAGCCAAAGUGAAGAUAAUGUCUUUUCUCGCCCCUUGGGCGAGAACGAGACUUUCCUGAAGCUCAUCGGUGAUUCAGGCCUUAGUUUGCAGCGUGAACACUGGGCAGUCAACUUCACGGCAAAAAUAGACACAACUGGCUCUUUCGAUGAUGAUGAUGAAUUCCUCGCUGCCCAGCUGCGGCGGGCCUGGGCUCAUUUGCGCUUCCAACAUCCCAGCCUGGCAGCCGAGCCGGAGGGCAACCAUCUGCGGUAUACAGUGCCCCUGUCCAAGAUAGCGCUCCAGGACUGGGUCGACAAGACAUUCACAGUGGUAUCAGAUGCACCAUCUACGUCUGAACUCAUCACGACACUAAAGCCUACGCCAUAUGCACAAUUGUACUUCUUGCCCAAGAGCCGCGAGAUCCUCGGGCACACAGCGCAUUGGCGCUCCGAUGGAGUUGGAACGAUGAUGCUUCUCAAUGCGCUUCUGGAGCUUUUAGCACGGCCAGAUCUACCACAAGAUCCAUGGACUGCUCUCCCGUGGGGACAAGAAGUUGGUUCCCUACCACCAAGCGUGGAAGAAGCAGCUGCAGUACCAGAGGAACCAUCAAGCGCGCAAGCCGCACAAGGAAGAAAAGCCUUCGAGACGUUUGGUCUAGCAGCAGGCGCUAUAGGGAUUCCUUGCCUGGGGGACAGCACUACUAUACCAAGGGGAACCCGAUGUGUAUGCGUCACGCUGUCACCACAGACAACCGCAGCAGUAGUGGAGGCUGUACGAUCCCGAGACCUGAGCGUGACCGCUGCUGUACAUGCCAGCAUCGCGGCAGCGAAUUUCCAACUCGCAGACCCAUCACAGCGUGAUAGACACUACACCAGCACAAUCCGGUUCACCCUGCGGCCAUAUAUGCCAAAGCCAUACAGUGGACCGGAGUAUGCCUCCAUGCUUCUGACAACUGGAUGGAUGGCACAAGUAAGCCCAGCAGAGAACUGGGCAACGCAUGCGCAGAAAUAUCGGCAGGAAUAUCGCACAGCUAUCUCGCCAGAAUACCUGGGUGGCCAUCGCGAGUAUGCACGACUCCUAUGCGAUCUACUACGCAACAGUCCUGAAACAGAGGAGAAGCCACCUAGCGAGGUAGAUAUAAGCAGUAUCGGCGUGAUCGAAAAAUGGAUACGCCGUGAGUACGGCACGCCGAAUUCGUCCAUUCGAGUGCAGGCAAUCAGCGUUGGGCUGGAAAUGCUGACUCGGCAGGCUGUUUGCUUUGUGUGGACUUUUAGAGACUGUUUGAAUUUGCAGAUUGUUUAUAACAAGGCUUUCCAUGCGCCAGAACAGAUGCAGGCCUUUGCAGAGACGACCAGAGCUGUGCUGUUAAAAGAAUUGGGAGUGAUGGGUACGGAUUGAGCGGGAAUUGAUUUGUAUAUACUUCAAUCUGGGGAUAUAUGCUUGUUUCCAGAACUUGAUGUCUACUGCUCUCGUCUUCAAGAUCUGCGACAUGUCAGUGUUCUUCUACGUCGUAUACCAUCGUCUAUUAUAGUCCGCUCAAUCCCGCAGCUAGGACUGGGACCUAUCUGAUCUGCUCAACAAAGCCAUGGACGAUUUGGUCCUCGUAGACACCAUUAUAAUAGCGCCCUCAGGGUGACCUGGAUAAUGGACAUUGCUUAUAGACCUAACAAUGAAUAGCAGGAGAA
Paecilomyces variotii is the source of this 1848-nucleotide messenger RNA. RefSeq lists its product as hypothetical. The transcript has a single exon. The coding region runs from base 176 to 1561 and encodes 461 amino acids. Lineage: Eukaryota; Fungi; Ascomycota; Eurotiomycetes; Eurotiales; Thermoascaceae. The record is from RefSeq and is a predicted model, not a curated record.